This is a messenger RNA of Rattus norvegicus (Norway rat), 7446 nucleotides long. It is a transcript of the gene Epb41l5, whose product is annotated as erythrocyte membrane protein band 4.1 like 5. The record is from RefSeq and is a predicted model, not a curated record. Gene Ontology annotation, cellular component: ruffle membrane; cytoplasm; plasma membrane. Gene Ontology annotation, biological process: epithelial to mesenchymal transition. Gene Ontology annotation, molecular function: cytoskeletal protein binding; protein domain specific binding. Lineage: Eukaryota; Metazoa; Chordata; Mammalia; Rodentia; Muridae.
GUAGUCCUGGCUGACCUGUAACUCACUAAGUAGACCUGGCUGGCCUCGAACUUAUAGAAAUCCACCUGCCUCUCCCUCUGUCUCUGGAGUGUUGGAAUUAAAGGUGAACUGCACUUCUUUAUUUCUGUCGGCCCCACCUGGUAUUGCCAGCUUAAAUUCAGCCUCAGGAGGACGAUUUCCGGGGCGGUGCCAUUGCCCCUUUAAGAGCAAAGCACCCCGCCCUUCGGGGGCGGAGCUUAGAUGGGACUUUAAGGGGCGUGCCCACGGGCGGCCGGGGUCCUCCGGGGAUUAGCGCAGGGUGGGCUCGCGCCUUGCGCCGCCAUUUCUCGGCAUCUCUGGAGACCUGUUCUUUCCUCCUGCCGGCUGGGCGUCUCUCUCCUAGGUCGCGCGACCCGCUCACCGUGGUCUCCGUCUCUUCACGGUGUUCACCACCCAGUACAGGAUCGUGAGCAGACAUCUGACGGGACGUACAAGCUAGCUGGCAGUCGAGUGAAACUUGGGAAUCCUAGAAGGCAGAAAUAAGCCCACCAAGAAACUAAGAAUGUAAUUCACAACUCCGCUAACCCCACUUGCAGCAAGAACUGAGCACUGAGCACUACUGACCGCAGUUGCUGCUUUUCCUUGCUAUCACUUUCACUGAUUCUGUACUGGCAGAAAUGCUUAGCUUCCUACGAAGAACGCUUGGCCGCCGGUCUAUGCGCAAGCAUGCUGAAAAGGAGCGACUCCGAGAGGCGCAGCGUGCUGCCACACACAUUCCUGCGGCUGGAGAUGCCAAGUCCGUCAUCACAUGCAGGGUGUCCCUUCUGGAUGGUACAGAUGUUAGUGUGGACCUGCCGAAAAAAGCCAAAGGACAGGAGCUGUUUGACCAAAUUAUGUAUCACCUGGACUUGAUUGAAAGUGACUAUUUUGGUCUGAGAUUCAUGGACUCAGCCCAAGUAGCACAUUGGCUGGAUGGUACAAAAAGCAUCAAAAAACAAGUAAAAAUUGGUUCACCCUAUUGUCUUCAUCUUCGAGUUAAGUUUUAUUCCUCGGAACCAAAUAAUCUUCGUGAGGAGCUAACCCGGUAUUUAUUUGUCCUUCAGCUAAAACAAGAUAUUCUCAGUGGGAAGUUAGAGUGUCCCUUUGAUACAGCAGUUCAAUUGGCGGCUUACAAUCUGCAAGCUGAACUUGGCGACUAUGAUCUUGCUGAACAUAGUCCUGAACUGGUCUCUGAGUUCAGGUUUGUGCCCACCCAGACUGAAGAGAUGGAACUGGCUAUUUUUGAGAAAUGGAAGGAAUACAGAGGUCAGACACCAGCACAAGCUGAAACCAAUUACCUGAAUAAAGCCAAGUGGCUGGAAAUGUAUGGCGUUGAUAUGCAUGUGGUCAAGGCUAGAGAUGGCAAUGACUAUAGCUUGGGACUGACUCCAACAGGAGUCCUUGUUUUUGAAGGAGAGACCAAAAUUGGCCUGUUUUUCUGGCCCAAAAUAACCAGAUUGGAUUUUAAGAAGAAUAAAUUAACUCUGGUGGUUGUGGAAGAUGAUGAUCAGGGCAAAGAACAAGAGCAUACCUUCGUCUUUAGAUUGGAUCAUCCUAAAGCCUGCAAACACUUAUGGAAGUGUGCUGUGGAACACCAUGCCUUCUUCCGACUCCGAGGACCUGUCCAAAAGGGUUCUCAUCGAUCGGGAUUCAUUCGACUAGGAUCACGAUUUAGAUACAGUGGAAAAACAGAGUAUCAGACCACAAAAACUAAUAAAGCAAGAAGAUCGACCUCAUUUGAAAGAAGGCCCAGCAAGCGAUAUUCCCGACGGACCCUGCAAGUGAAAGCAAGCACAGCAAAGCCUGACGAUCUUGGUGUUCAUAAUGCUUCGGCCCAGAACAAUGACUCCCAACAGGCUUGGGGUAUGAAGUCUCCUGUGCCUGUCACUUCUUUCUCAUCCUCUGGUCCAGUGCUGGUGGAGACCGAGAAUCUUCCACAGAACUCUGCAGCGGACCAACAUGACAGGAAACGGCUCUCUGCUACCAGUGACCGCUGCCAGCGAGGUGGACACCAGUGGAACCCAAGGGCCUUGCCCCCACCCCAGACUGCAUAUAGAAACUACACUGACUUUGUACAUGAGCACAAUGUGAAGAAUGCAGGAGCCCAUCAUGAUGCUCAUUUAGCUGGCCGUGCAGCCAUGACUGACAUAUGAGUCAUUACACCUUUUAGGUCGUGGAACUCUGUCGUCUAGUUCGAUAAUGUAUUUUGUGACAUUUAUAUGGAGGACUGAUUUCAUUAGGAAUAUUGGAGAGAACUUGUUUCAUACUGAGUCACUGGUUACACAGUGCUAUGACUGACUUCUGUCUGCUGUGGAAGGGAAGAGGAUCUGAAGAAGCCGCAAACUGUCACUGACAUGGCAGAUACUGCUGUGUUGAAAGGGUGUACAUCCCCCUGUGUCCUUUUGGGAAGGGUUUUCAUAAUUUUAGCAUUUAACAUAUCACUCAAAACAUCUCAGGAGGUUAGUGUUUAUGACAAACUGUCAGUUCUCAUCCACAUGCCAUCUAAGAAAGACUGAAUUGUAAAGAUAAGGCACAAAAUGUACACCCAAAAGGAACCAUGUUCAGUCAUGGUGUGUCAGCCUUUGUGGUGCUGUAGUAACACUGUUCUCAAAUACUACUUUCUGAAGGACUUGUGCCUUCAUUUCAGCUAAGUGCCUGCAGUUUAAUAAAAAUUUACCAUCCUUUUUUUAAUAAACAUAUUUUGUUACCACAGGUCUAGAAAUUGCAAUAACAGCGUGAUUCCUGUAGAAGAUAAUUGAGUCUAAGUGGUUUCUCUAGGUGGUUACCUUACAGUUAACUUGACUGGUUACAUUGCUAACAGGUAGUUACACCAAGUGCAAAGUGGAAAGCUUCCCUUACUGUUUCUCUUUCUUACUGACAUCCUUGACUGAUCGAUCAGGUUUGUAAUGCCCUCAAAAUCCGACCCAAUCAACCUUUUUUUUUUUUUUUUUUUUUGGUUCUUUUUUUUUUUUCGGAGCUGGGGACCGAACCCAGGGCCUUGCGCUUCCUAGGUAAGCGCUCUACCACUGAGCUAAAUCCCCAGCCCCCCAAUCAACCUUUAAAAUAAAAUUCAGAAGUCAAAGUGUUACCAUUUUGAAAUGGAUUGCCUAUAUUUUCACUUUUAGUCCUUUUUGAACUUUACAAUGUAGUUAACUCAAGCUCUUUGGUUUAACUCACUGGAUGCAAGUUGGCUAGAAAAGCACGUGAUGAUUGAGACAGUAAGGAAAAACAGGGUUUCCUCUUUUACAGUUAUUUUUAAUUUUAGAAAAAUUUCUGAACUUUAAGCUAUAUAAAGAGAAGUGAGAAGGGUUAUAUUCAGAACUAUUUAUGCUUUGAAAUAAUAAUGCUUUAUUAUAUUUAACUUGUCCUGCUGAUCUCAGAAGUUGACGUCAUCCUAUAGGUUCUCUCUGCUGGGCGAUGAGACUUCAGAGGGCUUUGACAGAGGCUGCUGUUGCAGAUAUAAUAGGGCUUGUCACUAGAAGACAGGCGGGUAACCGAGAACAUUUACAGCACGAAACUCACAGGCAAAUCUUGGUGGGAUUUUUUAUUAUAUAAGAGUAUCAUUGCUUAAAUGUACUGUAGAUGUAGAAUGGAUAUUCAAAGUAUUAGUAUAUCCUACAUAAAAACUUAAGUAGCUGAUCUUCAGACUAUCACUGUCUAGUGUGUUUUAAACUAGCACUAAUGUAGGACCCUCUGAGGGGUUUGUGGUUUUGUUUAUAGCUCAGAUUGUAACCACUAAGUAUUCCCUAUGGUGUUCUUUCCCCUUUUUAAGACUUGUUUAUUCUUGUUCACUUUAUGCGAAUGGGCGUUUGCCUGCAUGUAUGUCUCUGUAUCUGUGUACCCAUUAGUAUGCUGCCCUGGAGACUGGAAGAGGGUAUUGGAUCCCCUGAAACUGGAGUUGUGGAUGGUUGUUGGCUGACAUGUAAAUGCAGGGAACUGACCCUGCAUCCUCGGGAAGAACACCAGUGCUUGUGAUGCUGCACUAUCACUCCAGGGCCCCCCCCCUCGUUUUCUCUCUCUCUCUCUCUCUCUCUCUCUCUCUCUCUCUCUCUCUUGUUUAUUUACAUCACAACAUUUUAAGCACUCUGCUUUGUGCCAUAAAAAUAUUUAGUUGGUAUGAAUAUAAAGGCAUUUAAUAUAGUAGUUAGCAUUUCUGUAACACGAAUGAGUAAAAGGCUUGUAGAUUUCUUAGCAAAUGAUAAUUUUAUGAGUUUUGUAAUUAAGUAGUGAUAUCUUUAGUUUCUAUUGGAAAUGAUCACUUUUAUUAGGAUUUUAAAUAACCAAUAGUGUUCAAUUUGAAUGCUUCAGAAUCACAUCGUGGGUUUUUCUUUCUUUGAAACUUAGUGAUGAAAUAAUUUAUUCAUAAAAUUUUAAAAGAAAACUCUGGGUUGGAAGUUCAGAGACCGGAAAGCACAGAGGGCAGUAGAAUCGUGCCCUAAGUGUCCUGGGUGCUCAGGAUGGCAUAGCAAUAUGCUGAGCAUCCCUGUGUAAACGUGUAUCCUCCAGGUAGCUGACGUAACAGUUCCACUCCUGACCUCGUGUCUUACAGGUUGCACUUAAAGGCAGCAGCAAGGAAACCCAAAGCAUUGUAUCUGUUUAACCAUCAGCCCACGUCCAUAAAAACAUACAUGGUUCAAGUUCCGUCUCACAAAUACUUUGUGUGUGUGCAUGCACAAAUAUUUGAAAAUCUUAUCUGAAAUGGAAAACAUUCCUGGUUACAAGUGUUUGGGAUAAGGGGUAUCCAUCCUGUACUGUAAAUAUUUGCUCUUGUGAAUGCUAGUCUCAAGAUGGUAAUACAUUUUUCUGGAGCAGUGAAGGGAUUUACAAGUAGUUCAGCCUCAGUAAAUAAAUUGUCUCUGAUAUAUUUCUGCCCUUGUGAUCCUCUAGCCCUAGACUUGAAGGCAGAGUGAGAUGAUUGAGUAGGUAAAGUCACUUAUCACCAAACCUGGCAACCUGAGUUUGAUCCCUGGAAUACGCGUGUUACAAAGUAAAGGCCACCCCAACUGUGUGUGCACACAUGCAAAUAAAAGUAAUUUUCAAAAAUUGGCAGAUUUUGAAGUUAAACAUCACCUAGAAGGCUCACUCAAACUUGGGAGUUUAAAGUCAACCUGAGCAUGAUAGUAAGACCCCUGUCUCAGUGCACAAAACAAAUCUAGAUGGGAGAAAUACUUUUUCCAUAAUCACAGGACUGAGCAGUGUUUUGGAUACUGUUACUGAAUAUAAGUAUAACAUUUUCAUUAGAUUGGUUAUGUUCUGUGUGUUUUUAUAAACAGGAUUUUUAGAGAGGUAAAAAUGUCCUUCCUUCAUAAACAAGCUCUGCUAAUCAUUGUUUUUGUGAUUAAAAACAUUUCUGCUGGCUGGGCAGUGGUAGUUCACACUUUUAAUCCCAACACUUGGGAGGCAGAGGCAGGUGCAACUCUUGAGUUCAAGGCCAGCCUGGUCUACAGAGUGAGUUCCAGGACAAAACUACACGGAGGAGAAACCCUGGAGCGUGCGGAGGGGAGGUCUACUGGACAUGGCAGUUCAUGAGUGGAAGAGGGGGAGGAGGGAGGCAGGAAGAUUGUCUUGAGAGUUAGACCCUCUGAAAACAAAAGUCCUAGGGGGUUUUUUCUAACCUGUCUUUUAAGUAUGCUAUAAUUUUUCUGGCCCUAAGAUGAUAAUCACUUGCAUAUUUUAAAUGAAAUUACAAAAGAAAACUAUUUUAUCCCAUCCUGUGCCUGUUUUUUUUUUUAAUUUGAAGAUUAUAAAAUAUUGGUUUAUUGUAGAAGAAAUAAAAGAAUAGCUGGUUAAAUUCUUUCCUGCAUGCUACCCAUUGCAACCAGGAUGUCGUGAAGAAAGAAAGAACACAGAGAGAAAGGGUUCUCAGGUCUGCUGUAGUCAGCACAAAGGGUUUGAUGAGGUCAGAGUGCUGUCAGGCACCAGGGCUGCUAGACAUUGAGGAUAAACUAAGGACGCUUGUUUUUUAUAACAGCUAAUACACAGUUUGAUAUCAUAUCCGCUUAAUUCAUCGUGACUUGAGAUUGUGGGCACAUGCCUGUAAUCCCAGUACUUAGGAGGCAGGAGCAAAAGCGUAAAGUCAGCUUAGUUACAUAGCAAGUUCCAGGUCAGACAAAAUAAAACCAAAAAACGUCACUUCCCAGGGAAGUGACCUACAGACAUACACCCCAGCGUGCACACAUACAGUAAAUUAUUGGGUAAACCACAAAAAAAGUUGAACUUUUGAGUGGGAAUUAAUUGGUAACACUGUCUGGGAUGUAAAAAUUAUUAUGUAAAUAUACCAUAUAAAAACAAUAUAUAUGUAGAACAUUGAUAUAAAAAUAUUCUAAGUGAAAUGUUUUUUAGGGUAAUAUAGUUCAUUUACAUGCCCUCCCCAACGCUCAGUGUAGAACCUCAAGCCUUGUACAUGGUGAGUGCUCCAUCGCUUAGCUAUGUCUCUGGCUUACUUGGGUUUGUUGUUGUUUUUUUUAAAUUGCAUUACUGCACAUUUGAUUGAUGUGAGAAUGAUUUUGAUUUGUUAAUGUUGCUCUAUUACUUUUGUAUGUCCCUAAAUAAAUAAAUUUAUCUUUCCAUUUUCCAAAUCGGUAGCUGAGGGAGAUUGGGAGGGGAGGAACUUACUGGGGAGGAGGCCAUCUUCCCUGGCACGGGACCCACCCCUCAGCCUGGGUUCCGCUCCUACCCCCGUGCAUUCCCGAGUGUGAACAAAGGUCAGGAGUGGUUGCUGUGUAUUAUCCAGCACUGAUGUGCAAAGCCGUGGAUAAGCACAGGGGGCUCUGACCUUUCAGUCAGUAGGCUCUCCUUUCUAACCUAUUCCCGGCUAUUUCCAGUGUGUUAAGACAUUAGGUCUGAAAAUCAUCCCACAUUGGAUACAUUCGUUUUAUUUUUGAGAUUAGAGCUUAAGGAUUUUCAAAAAUAAGAUGUUGGUUCCAUAACUCCAGUGUCUCUCCCUCUGAAGUGUUAGCUAUCAUUGUGUGUACCCUCCAUGGUACAUGGAAGUCUGAAUACUUGGAGAGUCAUUUCUUUCCUCCUGCCUUUCUGCGGUUUCUAGAAUUAACCUCAGGUUACCAGGCUUGCAAGACAAGUUCCUUUGCCUACUGAGCCAUCUUGCCAGUCCUUCAUACAUUUUAAUAUAAAUUAUACCCAGUAUUAAUUAUAUCUUUUGUCCAGAAUUGUUAUGAGCACUCACAUGUAAAAUGCUUUGACAUUUUACACACGAAACAUUGAUCUUUGGAACAUGAAUCUCUGUGGUAUAGAAAUUAUGACAUCAUUGCCAGAAAGAUGACAUGUUAAAGUUCUUGCCACCAACCCUCGGACCAACUCUUACUGCUGAUAACACACAUGCAUGUGCAUAGAUUAUUUCAAAAAAAGAAAUGAGCAAAUGAAGCGCAUCACUUUCUAUGUAAAAUAUAUUAAACUUCAUUUUUUCAUUAA